AAAUUUCCCGCUCAUUCUGUCAUUCUGCCGGAAGCAGCUUGAACUGUCAAUGUCAAAUCGGCAGCCAUUUUGUAAUCGUUCCGGGAGCUGUCUUUUACGCAAAGGACAGAAACAUGACGGGGUUCAGCCAGAAGCCUAUCCUGAUAGACGGAAGGGGCCAUCUGCUAGGCCGACUUUCCGCUAUCGUAGCCAAAACCCUUUUGGAAGGGCACAGGGUUAUUGUUGUAAGAUGUGAACAAUUAAACAUCUCCGGUAACUUCUUCAGGAACAAAUUGAAGUUUAUGUCUUUCUUGAGGAAGAGAUGUCUUGUAAAUCCAGCUCGUGGACCGUUCCACUUCAGAGCUCCUUCCAGGAUUUUCUGGAAAACUGUCAGAGGCAUGCUGCCCCAUAAAUCUGAGAGAGGAAAACAAGCUCUUCGUAGACUAAAGGCAUACGAAGGUAUCCCACCCCCAUAUGACAGGAGGAAGCGUGUUGUAGUCCCUGGAGCUUUGAGGGUUGUGUGUCUUAAACCAGGACGCAAAUUCUGUCAUGUCGGACGUCUGUCUCACGAAGUAGGAUGGAAAUACCAAUCUGUGGUACGCACAUUGGAGACCAAACGUAAGGUUAAGGCAGUGCUGUCCAUCCGCAAGAGGGACAAACUAAAGAAGAUCACUAAGCAGGCUUCUGAGAAGGUUGAGAAGCAAGUGAAACCAUUCACAGAAGUUAUUAAUGCUUAUGGUUAUAAUUAGGACAUAUGAAAUAAAGUUUUUAAUUAUUUA
Anthonomus grandis grandis is the source of this 758-nucleotide messenger RNA. RefSeq names its product 60S ribosomal protein L13a (gene RpL13A). Gene Ontology annotation, cellular component: ribosome; cytosolic large ribosomal subunit. Gene Ontology annotation, molecular function: mRNA binding; structural constituent of ribosome. Gene Ontology annotation, biological process: translation; negative regulation of translation. Lineage: Eukaryota; Metazoa; Arthropoda; Insecta; Coleoptera; Curculionidae. The record is from RefSeq and is a predicted model, not a curated record. The transcript is spliced from 4 exons. The coding region runs from base 114 to 728 and encodes 204 amino acids.